GCUAUACGAUGCUCAUGAUACUGCCAUUUUAACAGCACAUUUUCACAAACAUCACUUUAUCCCUAAUCACGAGAUCGUCAAUAUGAAUUUACAAAGAAUUUAUGGGCAUUCUGAAACUAACAGGUCUUAAUGCAAACGCCCCAGUCGAUUAUAUUCAUUCGUUUGGUCAGUUAGUGCGGGACUAGUUGCACAUUUAUCCUCAAAAAAAAAAAAAAAAACAUUCGGGUGUGCUCGGAUGCCUUGCCUGGGAACGCCACGGUGUUCUACGCUUUCUGCCUGAAAGACAGCGAAGAAUAUGGGGCUUUCCAUCCUCAGACACUGAGAAGCAUAACCAAGAUCAAAUAAGAUAUGGAAGCUAUAUGGCUGUACCAGUUCCGGCUGAUUGUCAUUGGCGACUCGACGGUGGGGAAGUCUUGUUUGAUCAGACGCUUCACAGAAGGACGUUUUGCACAGGUGUCUGAUCCUACUGUUGGCGUAGACUUCUUCUCCCGUCUGGUAGAGAUUGAACCGGGCAAACGCAUCAAGCUUCAGAUCUGGGACACGGCAGGCCAAGAGAGAUUCAGAUCUAUCACAAGGGCUUAUUAUCGUAAUUCAGUGGGUGGCCUUUUGCUUUUCGACAUCACCAACCGCCGCUCCUUCCAGAAUGUCCACGAGUGGCUGGAGGAAGCGCGCAGUCAUGUGCAGCCGCACAGCAUUGUCUUCUUACUGGUGGGCCACAAGUGUGACCUGGAGCAGCAGCGGCAGGUGAGCCAGCAGGAGGCCGAGAAACUGGCAGCCGCUUACGGCAUGCGCUACGUGGAGACCUCGGCGCGUGACGCCAUAAACGUAGAGAGGGCCUUCACGGAGCUGACGCGCGAUAUCUACGACUUAGUCAAAAGUGGUGAGAUCACCAUCCAGGAGGGCUGGGAGGGUGUUAAGAGCGGUUUCGUGCCCAACGUGGUGCACUCAUCCGAGGAGGUGACCAAGAGCGACCGCCGCUGCCUCUGUUGAUCAAGUGACUUCUGUAUCAUGCUCCUUCACUGCAAAACCAGUGCCGUCGUUCUCCCUUAGCUUGACAACCCACAAAUACUCAUCCCCUCGAUCAAUGUUUCCUGCUUUCGUAGUUAAUUCGAAUAAAGUUCCUAUUCUCUUUAAAGCCAAUUCAGAUAAUGACCUUAAUGUGACCCUGGACCACAAAAGCAGUCAUAAGGGUCGAUUAUUUUGGAAAUUGAGAUUUGUACAUCUUAAUAAAUAGGCUUUCCAUUGAUGUGUGGUUUGUUAGGAUCGGACAAUAUUUGGAUGAGAAGCACCUAUUUGAAAAUCUGGAAACUGAGGGUGCAAAAAAAAGAAAAAGUUGUCCAAAUGAAGUUCUUA
Messenger RNA from Carassius auratus (goldfish), 1353 nucleotides. RefSeq names its product RAB39B, member RAS oncogene family a (gene rab39ba). The transcript is spliced from 3 exons. Gene Ontology annotation, biological process: Rab protein signal transduction. The coding region runs from base 349 to 990 and encodes 213 amino acids. Lineage: Eukaryota; Metazoa; Chordata; Actinopteri; Cypriniformes; Cyprinidae. Gene Ontology annotation, molecular function: GTP binding; GTPase activity. The record is from RefSeq and is a predicted model, not a curated record.